This is a messenger RNA of Histoplasma capsulatum G186AR, 1881 nucleotides long. RefSeq lists its product as uncharacterized. Lineage: Eukaryota; Fungi; Ascomycota; Eurotiomycetes; Onygenales; Ajellomycetaceae. The record is from RefSeq and is a predicted model, not a curated record. The transcript is spliced from 2 exons. The coding region runs from base 1 to 1881 and encodes 626 amino acids.
AUGAAACAACCACUGGGUAGUGUUAUCACCAGCGAUGCCUCAGGGCCAAUUCCUGCAGCUGAAAGAUUAUGUGCUCUGGAUCAGUCCAAUGAUUCAUCGUCCCUAGGAAUACAAGACUCAACUACAGUACAACAACAACUCCUACAAACGCAGCGUCUGUUGCCGUUCAUCUCCUCCUCGCAACAGGUCCAGAACAAUCGAAUUCCUCAUUCUUCCCUGACUCCCAGAGGGUCCUCCAUGAUUUCAAAGCGUAGCUCCUCUUGCGAGUCUCUCCGUACAGAGCCAUCACCCAUGAUGCGACUCCUUUCAAGACAGAGCCCCAAUCUGCAGCUGCCGUCCUUCGAAUCUUUAGGCAUAGCCACUUCCCCAAGAACACCUAAUCCUCCGACUUCCUCCCUUCAAAAUUCUGCAAGACCCCCAUUUAUCACUUGCAAACCAUCCACCAUUGCUAUUCACACACCAUCGCCAUCCUAUGCCUUCUCUGAAUCACAUUCUUCGCUCCCCUACAGCCGUUCUCUCUCCCUACCUCUUACACCUCCCGAGGAAACAGGAUCUGUCAAAUGGAAUCCGGAAUCGGAUAGCCCAAUCUCUGAUAUACAUUCGAGUGCCAACCGACAUUCGCCAUCACAAUUAGACAAUUUCACGAACGUGGAUUCACAUUCUCCAAAGGGGAGCAAUGGUCAAGUUCCAGACUCGACUUCACAGACCGUACGAUCGAAUGGGGCCAUACAACCAACCAUGGAGCAGAAUUCGUUCGCUAAUGACGAUCCGAAGUUAUGGCUUAAAAAUGGGAUUGAACUUGCCGUGUCUUCACUUAACAUUUCGAAAACACCGGGUCAAGCUGUACAGAUGGUGUCUCAAACGCUGCCAUGCCCUCCUAUCGACCAAACCCCAAUCUCGUCCCCUGUUUCUGCAUUCAGCGUAAUUGUCGAGGAAAUCCAAUGUCGACUCCAAGCUGACCAAUCCCCGUAUAUCAACAUUAUUCAUGCUGUGCCCCCGAAAUUCAGUUUAAAUAAUUUGCCGACUUCUCCACCCGGUACUCCAAACCGAAUGUCUCCAGAUGACGACUACUUCAAUAUGACUGUGUUUUCUAGUGGUGCUCCAGUUCCUGCAUAUGCCUAUCAUAGUGACUCCACUUCACAGGAUUUGCCAUGUGUCCCAGCACCAAUUGCACCCCCAUAUAGUGUGCACAUCUCCAUAGUCGAACGUUAUCUUCCUCCACCAUCACCUCAAGAAUACCGGAAUCUUUUCUCAGCCACUGGUCCGUCCGUUCUCGUGGAUCGCCUGCGUGAACUGUCGCCUCAGGGCGGCAACCUCGUGUUGAUAUAUCCAACCCAACAAGGCGCCCGCACAUUCAAAAAUCAAUACCUGGGUCCAAUCCUUGACCCCCUUCUUCGUCAAAUGGUUGUGGUCAAUGAAUUGUCUGCAGACAUUAGCAAAGCUCUUGGCUCUAUGCCUGCCAUCGCUGAAAUGGAUGAUUUUGAAACUAUGCAGAAAAAUAUCAUGCAGCUCUGCAAAAACCUAAAGCGGCGAGACUCCUUAAUGGCCGGCCCAUCACCGACUCGCAGUUCUCGUUUUACCGUGGUAUAUGGUGCCAAGGGUGAAAUCUGUAUGGAUCGCAAAUCGUGGAUUGAAUGGUAUAUUCAGCAGGAAACGCCAAGGGCGAGGGACAUCCUAAAUGGUUACUGGCGGGCCGGUUACCAAUUUCCAACCAACCUCAUGCUUUCGCCGGGUAGCCGUAAGCCGGCGAAUCGGGAUUUAUCUAGCCCAUCGCUUUUGCAGGCUCUUUUCCAGGGGCUCCGGAAUAGGGCAGAUGCCGAUGGAUCCUGUCUUGGGAAAAACUUAGAGGUUGGCGUAUUUGUUAUUCGCAGAUCGCAGUAG